AUGAACGACAGAGGUGACAGUGACAAAACCAUGUGGAGUAGACGUGUCUGGGAGUUGAGGGGGCUCAUGGCCACUUUCCACAGUGUCAAGCUGGCCAAGAUUGCAUCCGACACCGCUCAACUCACUGAGUUCCGAAAGCGUGAGCUCAAAGCCAAAUUGCAAGAUCCCACAGUGCGACAGGCUUUGCGGAAGUUCGCGGCGAGGUGGCGAGGUGCAGCUUAUUGCAACCGGUGCAUCUUUGCGGUCCUUGAUCGUUUGAAGUAUUCGAACUUACGGGGCACACUGAUCUAUGUGCAUGGCUCCGGAGGCUGCAGUUGGGACAACUACCGGAUAUGUCGAAUGAUAGCUGGCAUGGGAAUUCUUGUACUCGCUCCGACUGGUUUUGCAUAUCCAAAGAACACUGCUAUGGGUCAGAUGAGGCACAAGGAAGUGGCACCUCUGCAUAAAACCACGGAUGCUGUGGACUACUGGGCAAACGAUCUUGUGUACACUUCUGGUGCGAAUGGGACGUUCAAUUACUCCAGCAAGGCAGCCUCAGCUCCAGAGUUGCAAUUCCUGAGACCUCGUUUGAGGACGUUUCAGCACGUGCACAUGUCAAGCCUGCCAAGGUACUGCAGAAGCGCGACGAGUACAAGGACAUCUAUGACAUCUAUGAAAAGUGCUAUCAACUGCGGUGGUCGGAGCUGCACUUCACGAUCUCCCACCUGGGUUCACUCUCAAGGCUUUGAUUUGGGUGGCACGUCUGAAGGAGCUAUGACAGCUGCAAGGUUCGAUGACCAGAGAUAUGGUGCCAUGCUCAUCCGGCGCUUCAUCAAUUCCUUCAGCAUCGAGUUCUGUUACUGUACGCCGAACCGGAAGCAGGACUGA
Symbiodinium sp. CCMP2592 is the source of this 867-nucleotide messenger RNA. The record is from the annotation of a GenBank genome assembly. Lineage: Eukaryota; Dinophyceae; Suessiales; Symbiodiniaceae.